This is a messenger RNA of Rotaria sp. Silwood1, 486 nucleotides long. Lineage: Eukaryota; Metazoa; Rotifera; Eurotatoria; Philodinida; Philodinidae. The record is from the annotation of a GenBank genome assembly.
AUGGAUUCAACAUGCGAUUGUACUGCAAUAUCAUCGAAUGGUAAUGUUUGUCUUAAAUAUACUUGUGUGACUCAAAAACGUGAACCAACAUGCUUUCCUAGUCGAAGUACCAUCGUAACUGAAAAUGGUGUAAAGAAAUCUUUAUCUUAUAUAGAUAUUGGAGAACGUGUAUUGGUUAUUAAUAAAGAAAAUAAAUUAAUUUAUGAACCUAUUGAAGAUUUUAUUCAUUUAAAACGAAAUGCAAAUGAUACAGAAUUAAACAAUGUUAUAUUUGCUAGUCGAUUGCAUUCAGAUGAUCAUAUAAAAUAUGUGUAUAAAAAUGAAAUUAUAUUAGAUAAAAUUCGAAAUAUUGAUUUAACAACAGAAGAAGGUUAUUAUGCACCAUUAACACCAUCAGGUACAAUUAUCAUUGAUAAUGUUUUAGUAUCGAAUUUUGCAUCAGUUAAUAAUCAUUAUUUGGCUCAUAAUGUUAUGAAAAUCUAUUGA